ACUAGAGAGGCUCAGUAUUACCUUCUUCUGUUGUUGGGGUCCACAUUGUUCGUAGAUAACAGUAAGGACCGCGUUUCUUCUAUUAUCAACUUGAUUGUGAAGAGGGCAGAGAUACUGGGAGAGUACGCGUGGGGGGCUGGAGCACUUGCUUAUCUAUAUAGGCAGCUUGGUAGUGCCUCACAGGCGGAGGCUAAGGGAGUGGCGGGUUGUCUGACUUUACUACAGUGUUGGAUUUACGACCACUUUCCUACCUUGAGGCCUAGUCGCUUGGAGCCACGACACCUAGAGCAAGGGAAGACAGGGGGCACUCAUGUGGCAUGUUAUCUCACCUCAGUCGACAAAGAAGAAGGAUACACUCAUGCUGGCUUAGUAUCGUUAGGCGAUUGA
Molecule: messenger RNA, 387 nt
Organism: Linum tenue
Lineage: Eukaryota; Viridiplantae; Streptophyta; Magnoliopsida; Malpighiales; Linaceae
Source: the annotation of a GenBank genome assembly